This is a messenger RNA of Scleropages formosus (Asian bonytongue), 2111 nucleotides long. It is a transcript of the gene smap1, whose product is annotated as small ArfGAP 1. Gene Ontology annotation, biological process: regulation of clathrin-dependent endocytosis. The transcript has 11 exons. Bases 183 to 1604 code for a protein of 473 amino acids. Gene Ontology annotation, cellular component: cytoplasm. Gene Ontology annotation, molecular function: metal ion binding; GTPase activator activity. Lineage: Eukaryota; Metazoa; Chordata; Actinopteri; Osteoglossiformes; Osteoglossidae. The record is from RefSeq and is a predicted model, not a curated record.
CCGCUUCCGCUUCCGGGUGCUUUCACCCCCCGAUUUGAGCCGGACUGUCUGACGCUGCUGGCUUUACGGUUACAGCCGAUUGCAGUGUGCCCCACGGGGAAUGAUAUUUCUUUCCGCCAGCCUCAUUUAACAGCGCGGUUUGUAAGAUCUGUAUUUCGGCAGGAAAAGGCAGAAGCGGAGCCAUGGCGACGCGCUCGGAGCGGGAAAAGGCCCAGAAGCUGAAUGAGCAGCACCAGGCGAUUCUAGCCAAAAUGCUGCGAGAGGAGGACAACAAGUACUGUGCCGACUGCGAAGCCAAAGGCCCACGAUGGGCUUCUUGGAACCUGGGCGUGUUCAUCUGCAUUCGGUGUGCUGGGAUCCACCGCAACCUUGGAGUGCACAUAUCACGUGUCAAAUCUGUGAACCUGGACCAGUGGACCCCCGAACAGAUCCAGAGAGUACAAGAAAUGGGCAACACCCGGGCCAGGCAGCUGUAUGAGGCAAACCUCCCGGAAAGCUUUAGACGACCUCAGACGGACCAAGCAGUGGAGUUCUUCAUCAGGGACAAGUACGAGAAGAAGAAGUACUACGACAAGAAUGCUGUCAGCGGAAGCAAUAAGUCCUCCGAGGCUGCUGUGCCCCCCACUGCCUCCCCCUCCUCACAGGCCACUGAGAAGAGCAAGGCGGAGAAGGAACGAGAGAAAGAAGAAAAGAAAGAAAAAGAUCCUGACAAAGGGAGCAAAUCUGUGGUUAAUGAGAAGUCUCAGAAAAGAGAUGAAAUCCAGCGAGACUCAAAAGCCAGUCCCAUGAAGAAUGCAGAACCAGCCGUUGACCUGCUUGGCCUCGAUACCCCAGCAGUUAGUUCUGGCAACAGUUCCAGCAACACGGCCCCACUUAGUGAUGACCUGGACAUCUUCGGCCCCAUGGUGUCCAACCCCCUGCCCUCAUCGAGUGCACAGCCUAACACAACAACUGGGGCACCUGCCACAGCGGCAGCAUCAGCUGCGGGGACUGUAGGGGGAAGUUCCAGCACUGCCCAGGGUGAAUUGGACCUGUUCAGUGAGAGCUCUGGCAAGGUGGAGGACACGGCCAAGAAACCCCUCUCAAAGGACUCCAUUUUGUCACUGUACAGCACCAGUGGCAUUGCCCAGCAGCCCACCCCAGCUGGCAUGUUCAUGGGAGCUUCCCAGAUGCAGUUUCCUACCCAGCCCCCGUCUGGGUUCCAGGGAUUUCCAGGCAUGGGCGCAGCCAUGCCCCCCACCACCAUGAUGGGGGCUGUAAUGGGCCAGGGGGGCACCAUGAUGGGCCAGAAUGCAGGCAUGAUGGUUGGCAUGACGAUGCCCAACGGUUUCAUGGGAGGCGUCCCAGCUGGGGUGAUGAGCUUGGCACCUGGGAUGAUGGGCCCACAGGGGGGUGCUGUGCCGGCUGGAGUGGUCCCAACACAGAAUAUGUACGCCAUGCAGCCUGGCCAGCAGGGGCAGUGGACUAUGAACCAGGUGAACCAGCAGAUGUCUGGCAUGAGCCUGAAUGGCACGGGGGCAGGAGCAGCAGUGGGUUUUGGCCAGCCUGGUACGUGGGCCGGGCCCCCCUCAGGCCAGACCCUCAGCACCCAGCUGUGGAAGUGAGUGACAGGGCGGGGCGCCUGCAGCGGAACCAGCCACGCACAUCAGCCAGGCUGUGCCGCAUAAGCGCCCCCUUGAUCAGUACCGUACUGACAAGUUUCUUUUAUUUCCAACCAUUAAUAAUGAGGAAUAUCGCCUUUGCCCGGCUGGUUAUGCAUCAAAGCAUUGGGUGGCCAGAGUUUUAAGUUUUAAAGACUGACAACUCUGUACGUCUUACGUACAAACUUUAUUUUAGUUUUUUUUUUUUUUUUUUUUCCUUUUUUUUUUUUCUCCAAAGCAUAUUAGCAAACAAGUUGCUGGACCAAUUAUACAAGCGUCUAAUAUAUCGUUACCAAAUCAAUAGUGAAUAAUAAUAGUAUUUAAAUGGAAGAGAAGUGGUUAUGUUAAAAUUCCUCUCCUGUGUGUAAUUUCCUAUGUCCCAGCUAUCCUCUAGAAGAUAUUGUAUAGGAAACUGUAUUGUGUGUUACCAUAAACAGAGAAAAUAGCCCCCUUCCUUUUUCUUUCAUCCAC